Messenger RNA from Arabidopsis arenosa, 541 nucleotides. Lineage: Eukaryota; Viridiplantae; Streptophyta; Magnoliopsida; Brassicales; Brassicaceae. The record is from the annotation of a GenBank genome assembly.
AGCUGCUUAUUAGAGAGGAAAAUCAUGGAGGGUCAUCAUCUUUCCGAGAAUUUGAAACCUUUCUUUCACAGAGCCACUGAAGCUCAGGAGCGAUUGGCUAGGCUUGAAGCUGCUCUUGCGUCGACCAAGACAGACAUUCCGGAUGCUAAACUUGUGGAGGAGAACAAACAAAUUCAGUCAAAGCUCGAAGAAGCUAACGUCACGGUGAAGCAAGAACAGACUAAGGUGAAGGAGUUGACCAUUGAAAACGCGAAGCAAAAGUACCGUAUAUUGCAUCUUGUGCGGGCGCUAAGGGAAGCAGAUGAGAAGCUUGAGAAACUCUCUAAAUGAUUUCAUUCUUCUUGUGAUUCCUUUUCUUUAACAUCCUUACUAAAGAAAAGUUUUCCUACUUUAACUGACAAGAUAUCAUAAUGGAUUGAUUGUUUGCCACUCUUAUCUCGUUGUGUGUGUGUGUGUGUCAUAAGCAAAUCUGCAGUUUGUAGCUAAGCAAUGUCUAUACAUGUCAUCCCGAGGAAGAGUUGAUUAAAGUUUACUCCACAUU